Molecule: messenger RNA, 4630 nt
Organism: Linum trigynum
Lineage: Eukaryota; Viridiplantae; Streptophyta; Magnoliopsida; Malpighiales; Linaceae
Source: the annotation of a GenBank genome assembly
CUAACUGGCACCGAAAACACAGAUUCCUCUUCGCCUCAAGACAAAGCUGAACUGGAUCCCUUGCACUUCUGACUCCAUACAUUCUGGAACAGCGUUCCCGCCACACGAGACUUAACACAAUGCACCAGAUCAUUCUAUUUAAACUAACCUCAGCCACUUUACCCUGCCAUUUAGACACACACCAUUGUAACACAGACGGCCAAUCACCCAACUCUGGAGGACCUGCAGACUGCAAAAGAGAGGACAACAUACAUCUGACAUAUGAACAUCUCACAAACAAGUGAUAUCUUGUUUCAUAGCCACCAGGACAGAGUAAACAGAGCCCCGAAAGUUGCUUCCCCCACUCAAUCAACUUAUCCUGCAAUUUCAGUCUGUCAUGAAUAAUAAGCCAUAAAAUAAACCCAUGUCUAGGCACAAUGUGCUUCCCCCAAACCAGGUCAACCCAUGGGACAGGGUUUUCAUGCUAUCUCAUCGAGUUCCAAACUUUACUUACCGAGUAGACCUUCAUUACAUCACCAUCCCAAGUCAGAGUAGUCCAUGUCUGCAUAAUGAACGACCUAGCCAGCUCACGACACUUCAAUAUUCGCCGCCAAAUCCAAGAACCAGCAGCAGAUUCUUUAAUGUCCCAAAUAGAGGAUUGUUUGACUCGGCAACGCUGAAUUCAGGCAACCCAGAUUGAGCCCUCCUCAGCAAGAAUGGCCCAAAAAUGUCGAAGCACACAGACCUUAUUCCAGAGGGAAAAAUCACGAAUGCCUAGACCUCCUUCCGCUUUUGGACGAGCAAGGAAUUUUCAGGAGGUGACUGCUCUCUUCCUAACAGAGGAAUCAUCAAUGUCCCACAAGAACUUGUUGCACACUGACUCAACUUCUUUAAUAGCAAACCGAGGCAACAGAAAAACACUCAUCCAGAACUGCAAUGUACUAGUCAAAAUUGAGGAAAUUAAUUGAAGUCGACCAGCAAAACUCAAUGUUUUUGCUCUCCAACUUCGAACUAUGGCAGUGAUCUUGUCCACUAACACUCUACAUUCAGCUCGAGUGAGCUUCCCAGUGAUUAAGGGAACUCCAAGAUAACGAACAGGGAGCUACCCCAAUGGGAACUUAGAGACAGAAGAUAAAAUCGUUGCUCCUCCCCAGAAAUCCCCCCACAGAAUAAUUGACAUUUCUCUGGGUUGCACUUUAAACCCGAAACAGUAUAGAACGCAUCCAGAACACGACAUAUACCAGCCACACCACGCACAUAUCCAUUAGUAAAAACCAGCAAAUCAUCAGCAAAACAUAAGUGUGUUAUAGCCAAUGGUUUACAACGAGGGUGGUAAGAGACUUGGUUCUGUUUCACUGCUAACUUCAGCAUAGCAUCUAAAACUUCCAUGGCCACUGUAAACAACUAAACAAGUAAGGGGAUAAUGGAUCCCCUUGACGAAGCCCGCGCUUCAUUGCAAAAACACCACAAGAACCACCAUUCAAGCCUACACUAAUCUUUGAGCAACAGACACAGGCUUUUAACCAACUGAUGAAUUGAGCAGGAAACCCCGUUUUUUGUUGAAUAAUUACAUUACAUGAAUUUUAUUUUUGUAGACAUUAUUGGUUCUGUAGAUCAACCAUACUGAAGGCCCAUCUUUGGAUAUUAAUGUUAAGAUGUUCAGUUGCCUGUGGCAAUUUGCAGAGAACCUUUAUGUGGGAGAAUAAAUGGAUGGAGUUGAUUGGUUCAGAAAAUCUCAUCAAAUUUCAUAUCUAAUAAUAGUGAACAUAAAAUGGCUGGAUAAUUUAUAAAAAAAAAAAAAGAAGGCUGGAUGGAGUCAUUACAAACAUUAAAUUAAAAGGGAUGGUGGGGCUUGGGCUGGGCCACAGGCCAACAAGCCAGAACAAUGUGGAGAGAAAAGCAAAUAAAUUGCCCAAAAGAGAAAAGGAAAAAAUCAACAGCCAGUUGGCAUCUGUCUGUCUGCCUAAUUGUAAUUUGUUUGGUUGGACAGACACUGUUUAUGAUGCUGUCUUUAUUAUUUUCUGUUUAUAUUAAGCCAAAUAAAAUCUUAUGUUUGGUAUAAACAUCCACUCGAUGAUAUGCUGCUAAGAAUCUUUUCUUUACUGGACCCUAAUUUGUGUAAUUAAAGCAAGUCUGAAGUCUGAUGAGGUUUAUUUAACGAAAUUGAACGGUGAAUGACAAAUAAUGUAAUGAAGUUUAAUGGACUUUAUGAUGGAGAGUUUACACUUAACCAGGUCUGGAUUACAAGGUCUUUUGAUGUAUUUUGGUUUUCUUUUCUUGUGAUUUAUUUUCUUGGUUCUGUUUGUGGUCGGUAGUUGGUACAGAAUGUGAUUUCUAUUUUAGAUGAAUGCUUAAUGACAUUCGGAAGGAGAAUAAUACAAGUGGGUUUGGACAGUUGUGUCUUUAGCCUCAUAAAUGACCAUAUUGUUAUGCCCAUUAUUAUUCCUCGCAAUGCAGAUUAGCUGAAAGGUUCAAUAUCAGUCCAGUACAAUAGAUUAUUAGCUGUAAAUAAAGUCACAAGGACAAAUUGCAGUUGGUACGUUUUGGAACUUUGAUAUAAAACGAUCAGUCAAUUCAAUCUGGAAAAGCUGGCCCGCUAAUUAUGUCAUUUCAGAAAUAAUUAUGGGUUAGUCUGUUGACUGUGUUUCAUUUCAAAACAAGUGAGUGGUUCCACCACUAACAGAAAAAAUGAAAAUCCAACAUAUUACCCUCCAUUCAUUAAUCUCUUUGUCCAUAACUCUAAAAUAUGCAUAUAACAAAUCAAACACGACAGUAACAAUUAUCAAAUUGAUGUUUCAUGAUUGAGUUAGAUUAAACGGAUUUGAAUUAUAAUUCAAUAAAAUUUGAAACUCAAUAGUAUACUGCAUUGUGCGGUUGGUUGUUCUUUCAUUUCCAUCUUUUCUUUUAUUAUUUUUAUCUACAUCUUAUAUGGAGUUGUGUUAAUUCUUGUUCAGACCGAAUCGCAACCACCCUCACUUCUAAUAAAUCUUUAUGAGUUUGAAUUCGUGAUAUAGCUUUGUUAAAGAAGAUCAAAAAGCAUACAGAGGAAACUAACUAACUUCCAUAGGCAUGAAAACUAUUUUUCGGUUUUUCCACCCAAAUUGGUAUGGGAGGUGACAUGUUGAAGGGUAUUCACAGCGGAUUCAGGGCAAGGACUCUCAUUCUUUUUUUUUUUGACAAAUCGUAGAGCUUAGAUUGCAAAUCGGAAUAACACGGUUACAAAAAGGGGAAAGCUCCCUGAACCCAGCAACAGGAAAAGAAAUCCACAUGUCCAAAAGAACAUAUUGUGCAGCAGAGAAAAGCUCAAGAGAAAAGAGCACAAUACAACCAGAACAGACACGAGAACUCCUUUCCAAAGACCAAUUCACAGAAAACAAAACCCCUCUUUGUAUCCUCAUCAAUCCGAUAAGCACAAAGCACAACACCAGCUCAUCCAAUACAGCAUUGACCAUGGAAAUUGAGCAAAGCAACCCCAUAAGCCGCCUCCUGGGAGUUGUUCAAAGACGACCCAUCACAGUGAAUCUCCGAUUCGGGAUUACGCGGCGGUGGACAGGACUGUGACCGGAUUGCUCAAAGCAUGAUGCGGCCGCCACAGCAAUCAGAAGAGACACCCACUUCAAUCAACCGACACCUUAGGGGAUGACGAUGGAGAGGGAGAAGGUGAAUGCAAUCACCCGAGAGAUGACCACACCAAACAUUUGGAGAAAAGCAGCAAACAGGAUCUCUGAAAGAGGCUUCCCCAAACGGCAUCUUUUGGAACCAUGGAAGAGCAAGGCCAGACCAGAUCUAGAACCUCUAGAUCAGAACCAACAAGGAUCCAUCUCCCAAAGAGAGGAGGCAAAAAGAACCCACAAAGGGAACAAGGAAGGCCACAAAGGGCUUGAAAGGCAGGAAACGAAAGGAGGAAAAAAACAACAAACAAACGGAAAGGAGAAAAGCUUGGGCCACCGCCGGUCACCCUAAAGUGCCGGCGGCAGCCCUGACGAAAAGAGGUUGAGUUUUAGAGAGAAGGGAGAGCGAAUUUGAAUUUGAAAUAGAGAGAAGGUAAGGACUCUCAUUCAAGUUUGUUAGAAUGCAUGUUAUACACAGCGGCGGAUUCAGAACGCAGUAAAGCACUGGGCCGCAUUUCAAUAUUAUAUACCGUAAACAAAAAUAGUCAACAUUUUAAAAUUUUAGUAUUUCAAAUAAAAAAAUAGUUAUAAAAUUACCAACGGUAACAGACAAAUGACUAAUAUUUUGAUGCGUUACAAAAGAUUUAGCUAAUAUUUUGUAUUUCGAAAAGUUUGGCUAAUAAUUUGGAAAGUCUAAAAGGUUUGACUAAUAAAUUGUAUUUACCCAAAAAUAUAUGAUAACAAUAGUUUUCAUUCAUUACAAUGCCAAUUGUAAUAAAAGGUUUUUUAAUUUGGCAAAUCCAUCAAUAAUAAUAGAAUCUCCAUCAAUAUCAAUAGCAUACUCUCUCAAAGAAAAUAGCUAAGCAAUCAACGAGAAAUUCUUAGCAUUUUGUUGCGCAAAUUAGUUUUAAAUAUUUCACUGCUUAAAAUGUUCUCUCCAUGGUAACCGCUGAAACGGUCAAGGUCAACACUAGAAGAAUCAACCAACAAAUCAAUUUGUUUAGUGGAUUUUCUUAUUUCAAUGAAACUUUAUACACUCU